UUGUGCCCAACUAGCAGGCAAACGGGCUGGGUUGCAACAGGAACGGGAACUUGUAACAGGCGGUGCCGCGGCCCCCGUUCUCUUUCUCUGUGCGUCUCUGGCAAAUGAAUUUUGUGUUUCCAGUUGUGCCCCGAUUUACACUCCCUGGCCCGUCUCCCACUUCCCCGGGUCGUCAGAAGGGUCGUGAGUCGUCAGCGGCCAUCGUCAUCCGUCAUCCGUCAUCCAUCGCGCAGCCGAGUCUCCACGCUCAAAGCUCAAAGCCCAAGCCUGCGAAACCAAACCCAGGCUGGAGCCAACAGCCAAGCCGGCAGACAACUCACACAACACGAUGCAGCUUCGGCCUGAGCCAACAGCCUGGGCGAGCCAACAGCCCCAGCCCACCAUGCCCGUUCCAGAACCUCUCGUAGCCAUGACAGAGAGAGAGAGAGGGCGACCCGUUUUGUCUUGGGUCAUGUCCACGUCAAUACGGAGUCCUGUGCUCAGUGCGCUGCCCCGUGCUGUGUCGUGUCGGCCCUGUGGUCUACGGACUUGUGCUCAGCGUGACAACUGCCUCUCCACCGACACUGUCAGCGCAUCUACUCG
Molecule: messenger RNA, 582 nt
Organism: Ilyonectria robusta
Lineage: Eukaryota; Fungi; Ascomycota; Sordariomycetes; Hypocreales; Nectriaceae
Exons: 1
Coding region: 105-407 (100 amino acids)
Source: RefSeq, a predicted model, not a curated record